AUGAUCUUCAAAGAACAUUCUUAUAGCUCUAAGGAUUCUCAGAAUGUAAACCUCAAGCAACCAGCAGGAAUAAGAACAUUACUUGGAAUUCGAUUGUGUAACGAGAUUGAAAUUACAGAGAAACGAUUGCGCGCAAAGGUGAGACCAGAUCCGUUCGCGCUUCACAGCCUCGUUCUUUACACAAACAAUUGGGAGAAUUACGAUCCUCCCAGUGUUACACAAAAAGAUCUUCUCAGUAAGCUACCUUAUAAUUUUACACAAGGAAACGUUCACCUUCCACCUUCCGAGAACAUUCAGUAA
Sphenostylis stenocarpa is the source of this 300-nucleotide messenger RNA. The record is from the annotation of a GenBank genome assembly. NCBI's taxonomy places the organism in Eukaryota, Viridiplantae, Streptophyta, Magnoliopsida, Fabales, Fabaceae.